CGACAGGAUUUGGGAGUACCGUCUCGCUGCUACUGCCGUGGCGCUGUUGCCGCCGCUGAGGUUUUCGACCAAAGAAGCCGCCGAUGGAGCGAGCCGGAGAAAACUCUUCCCGCCACAGCACCCGAUCCUCUUCGUCUCCUAUGUCGGUGGACCAAUUCGUGUCGCUCAUGGCCCCUCUGAUCGAUCUGGAGAAGGAAGCUGAAAUAACAGCAUCUAUUGGUUCAGCUUCAUCAAAGAGCCUGGAGGUUGCUCAAAAGAAAGGCUCCGUUCUUCUUAAUCUUAAAUGCACGGAUGCUCAGACAGGGUUGAUGGGCAAAGUACUUCUUGAAUUCCAAUCUAACAAGGGGGACCUGCUUCCUGCUCACAAGUUCUCAAAUCAUGAUGUAGUUAUUGUGAAACCAAAUAAGGCUGAUUCGAGUUCUCCUCUACUUGGUCAAGGUGUGGUUUAUCGCCUUAAGGAUUCUUCCAUCAUUGUUGCUUUCGAUGAUAUUCCUGAAGAUGGAUUAAAUGGCCCUUUGCGUCUUGAGAAGGUUGCAAAUGAGGUAACCUAUCGCAGUAUGAAGAAUGCAUUAAUUCAACUUGGCAAGGGCAUACAGAGGGGACCAGCUGAAGACCUGGUUCCUGUAUUGUUUGGUGAGAAACCGCCAGUUGUUUCAAAGAAAGCCACUCAAUUCAGUCCCUUUAACAAGAAUCUUGAUCAUUCACAGAGAGAUGCUGUCUUGAAAUCUCUUUCCUGCAAGGAUGUAUUUUUGCUUCAUGGGCCCCCAGGAACAGGGAAAACAACAACUGUGAUUGAGAUUAUAUUACAAGAAGUCAAACGUGGAUCUAAAAUUCUUGCAUGCGCUGCUUCCAAUAUUGCUGUUGAUAACAUAGUUGAACGCCUUUUUCCAUUCAGGGUAAAGUUGGUGAGAUUGGGACAUCCUGCUCGCUUGUUACCUCAAGUUUUGGAAAGUGCACUUGAUGCACAGGUUCUGCGAGGUGAUAAUAGUGCCUUGGCAAAUGAUAUUCGCAAGGAAAUGAAGGUGUUGAGUGGGAAGCUGCUAAAAGCUAAAGAUAGAAAUACCAAAAGAGACAUCAGGAAAGAGCUUAGAACCCUUGCCAAAGAAGAGAGGAAGAGACAGCAGCUGGCAGUCACAGAUGUUAUUAAACGGGCAGAUGUAGUUUUGACAACUUUGACUGGUGCAUUUUCUCGCAAACUUGAGGGCAGUGCGUUUGACUUGGUUAUAAUUGAUGAAGCUGCUCAGGCACUUGAAGUAGCAUGUUGGAUAGCAUUGCUCAAGGGACCAAGGUGUGUGCUUGCAGGAGACCAUCUUCAGCUUCCCCCUACAAUCCAAAGUGUAGAAGCAGAGAGGAAGGGAUUAGGGAAAACCCUCUUUGAACGUUUAGCAGGCUUGUACGGGGAGGAAGUCAUGUCUAUGCUCACGGUCCAAUACCGAAUGCAUGAGCUUAUUAUGAACUGGUCAUCUAAAGAAUUCUACGAUAAUAAGGUGAAAGCCCACUCUAGUGUAGCUGCACAUAUGCUCCAUGAUGUUGAAGGUGUGAAGAGUUCAUCAUCAACAACACCGACCCUUCUUCUUAUAGAUACAGCAGGGUGUGACAUGGAUGAGAAGAAAGACGAAGAAGAAAGCACUAUGAAUGAGGGAGAGGCUGCAGUUACUAUAGCUCAUGCAAAGCAGCUUAUUGAAUAUGGUGUUCAGGCACCUGAUAUUGGAAUAAUCACUCCGUAUGCUGCACAGGUGACCUAUCUUAAAAUGAUGAGGAGCAAAGAAAACAUAUUGAAGGAUGUAGAAAUUUCAACAGUCGAUGGGUUCCAAGGCCGGGAGAAAGAAGCCAUUGUCAUUUCAAUGGUUCGAUCUAAUUCAAAAAAGGAGGUUGGAUUUUUGAGCGACCACAGGCGAAUGAACGUUGCAGUGACACGCGCCAGAAGACAGUGUUGUCUUGUAUGCGACACCGAUACCGUUAGUCAUGACAACUUCUUGAAGCGCCUAAUUGAAUACUUCGAAGAACAUGGGGAGUACUCAAGUGCAUCCGAGUACGUGAGUUGAAUCUGAAAAAAAAAUCUGCAUGAUUGUUUUCUGUGCAUGUUCAGAAAUAUCUUAAUUUUUUAUGUAGGUAUAGGACAGAAAACAGUUUAUUCCUAUAUUGUUUUCUUUCUUUGAUUGUCAUAAACAAAUGUAAAAAAUAUCUAUGAUAUCGGGUCAUUGCCUGAUCUUAAGAACA
Messenger RNA from Musa acuminata subsp. malaccensis (wild Malaysian banana), 2220 nucleotides. RefSeq lists its product as uncharacterized. Gene Ontology annotation, molecular function: DNA binding; 5'-3' DNA helicase activity; ATP hydrolysis activity. NCBI's taxonomy places the organism in Eukaryota, Viridiplantae, Streptophyta, Magnoliopsida, Zingiberales, Musaceae. The record is from RefSeq and is a predicted model, not a curated record.